AAAAGGCUUUCAACAUCAAGAUUUAAUUUUGGUUUUCACUUUGAACCACAGAGGACAGGUCUGUUGCUGAAAGUUGUUAAUAUUUUUGACAUUGAAUGGCAACCAUGAACGCUACCAGUGGUCUCUGGAAAGGAACAACACUCAGCACGCCUGAAUAUGAUUAUUUAAAUUUAGUUGAACCAUGUGAAUACGGAGACCAUGCAAGCCAGUUCCUCCCAGUGCUCUACUCUCUGUUCUUUGUGGUGGGUUUCCCUGGCAACAUGCUGGUGUUGUGGGUGAUCCUGGGAGGUGCUCAGCUGAAAAGCAUGACUGAUGUGUCUCUACUGAACCUGGCCAUCGCUGACCUCCUACUAAUCUUCACUCUCCCCUUCCUGGCUCACUAUGCCAGAGAUACCUGGGUAUUCGGUAACGCCAUGUGCACUCUGGUUCUCGGUGUGUACUACAUUGGAUUUUAUGCUGGUAUUUUCUUUAUUGUGCUCAUGAGCAUCGACAGAUACUUGGCUAUUGUCCAUUCUGUGUUUGCCUUGAGAAUCCGAACGAAGGCUUUUGGGAUUUUAGCUAGCGUGGUAGUCUGGAUGUUAGCUGUUGCAGCAUCAUUUCCUGAGCUACUGGAUCUUGGAAUUGAAACUUAUGGGACUGAAGUUGUCUGUAGCGCUUAUCCAAAAAAUGGAAAUCACAAUGAUGUGAGAAGUGCAGCUUUCAUUAAAAUGAAUGUUUUGGGCAUGCUAUUUCCACUGAGUAUUGUAGGAUUUUGCUACAUGAUGGUGCUCAGAAAGCUUCAAACGCUGCGUAAUUUGAAGAAACUGGCCAUUCGUCUUGUUAUUGUGGUCAUGUUGGUCUUUUUCUGCUGCUGGAUACCGUACAACAUUGCAGCACUUCUCAAAGCACUGGAAAUAAAGCGCAUCCUGCCUCCAAAGUGUGAGCUCAGCAAAAGGAUCCAGCUCAUGCUACAAGUCACUGAAGCUGUGGCGUACUCACAUAGCUGCCUCAAUCCGUUCCUCUACGUGUUUGUGGGUGAAAAGUUCAGGAGGCUCCUCGCCAGGCUCCUCCUCCAGACACCAUCUGUCCAUGCACAGUGUCUAAAGAGCUACAUGACCCCGGUUGCAGGCUCAGUGGAACCACACACUGGAAAUGUCGACAAACUCUCAGUUGCUAUCUAAAUAAUUGAGAAACAUGUAAUGUGCAUAAAUUAUAUAUUUCUCAUUAAUUUUUAUUAUACUGUAUUACACCUCAUGUACCUUUGAGGAGUUGCAUGUAGGAGCCUGUAUCUGCACAUGUGAUAUAUCUAUUUCAUCUGCUUUUAGUUAACAAUUGCUGUUGUUUUUUUUUUGUUGUUGUUUUGUAGUGGAGGCUUCACCUUUAGUAAGCUUUCACUUAAAAAUGCAUAUAUGAUGUAUAUGUACUGCAUAUUAUCCUUCACUAGAAAAUGCAUAUAUAGAGUACCAUUAAAAAAAGUUUAUAGUACAUAACUGGACUGUAAUUAGGAUUAUCUGGAUUAUACUUGUCUUUAACUAAAGUUACUAAUCUGCUACAUACAGUAUCCAAGACGUUCAAGAUCAAAAUCCACUUUAAAAGUGGAAGUACUGUAUAUAUAACACAAAGCAUAGGUGCUGAUUCGAUUUCCAUUGUGAUUCUGUAAGUAUCAUGAUUUAAUCAAUUACAUAUCCCAAUACAAUAUUUUUUUGUAUUAAUUUUUUUAGAGUUAGGCAAAUUAUUUGCAAAAUUUGUUUAUAUCAAUUUGUGAAUAGUUUAGAGCACACCACCUGUAGGAUUUAAUAAACUGCAACAUUCUACCACCUCAAAUGCAAACAGAUAUGUGUAAAUAUGUGUAAAUGUUAUAGCUGAGUCUAGUAUAAAUUAAUUAUAUAUAAUUCGUCUAUUUAUUUGUAAUUUAGAGAAGAGCUUGUGAAUAUAUUGUUAGAAGGAUGCUGAGGUUGAAACUGCCACACAGGAGGUUUAGAGGAAGACCAAAGACGAGAUUUAUGGAUGCAGUGAGAGAGGACAUGAAGUUAGUUGGUGUGAGAGAAGAGGAUGCAGAGGAUGGGGUUAGAUGGAGGCAGAUGAUUCACUGACAGGGAACAGCUGAAAGACAAAGAAGAUGAUAUUUAAUUGUAAUACUUACAAAUAUGCAGUAAGAUACUUUGAUGCUGUUAGUCAUCUUUUUUUUUAUGUCUACUAUGCUACAUGACUAAACCUUAAAUGAGAGACAGGCUAGGUAAGCUAAUUAUUGUCUUAUUUUAAAGUUAUGAAUGGCUAUGUGAAGUGCUCUCACAUUCAUAUUGUCUGUACCUAUUCUUAUAAAGCAGGGCUCUACAUUAACGCUUGAAUUCACUUUUCUGGUCUAAAUAACAAAACCUUUUUAUAACACGAUUUUACUCAGACAUGAACACAACUGUUUUUAGUAUAAGAUUAAAGUUAUACUAUUGAGGGCUCCUCGAUUUUGGUAAAACUUAUAAUCACUUAUAAAUUGGUCAGUAUAAAGAUCACCAUUAUUUAGUAUUAUUAUCAAUUGACUUUGGAAACAUCCUGCAUUUAUUAAACUAAAUUAUGUUUAAUUAUGUUAUGUUUUUAACAGUUUUGAUUUGAAUGCUUAAAAAUAAGUCAACUAAAAUACCAAAAAAGCUUAGACAUAGAGAUACAGAGAGAGAGAGAGAGAGAGAGAGAGAGAGAGAGAGAAAGAGAGAUGCCACAGCAUUUUUUUUUUCAGACCAGCAAAAAAGGAAGUCAAAUAUAAUUGCUUUUUCAUUUAUUCCUUCUCUUUCUAAAACUUGUUUUAAAUGAGGCAUGUUUUAAAUAAAUUAACAUUCAAAAUGUUUAAUAAUUUAAUACAAUGUUCAAAUGAAAUAUUCAAAAUGGAAUUAGUAAAUUAAAGUUUUUGGGUACUGACUUUAUUCCUUUAGUUCACAACAACAAAAACAACAACUCUCUUGUGUUGACGCUCUUGUUUUUCCACUUCUGCAUUUUAAUAACAAAUGCAGGGUUCUGUGGAGAUCUGUACGUUUGCAAUUUGGCCAGUUAGUUGUCUAAUAUACUCAUAUGCAGAAACACAGAUGGCACUAA
This is a messenger RNA of Clarias gariepinus (North African catfish), 3060 nucleotides long. RefSeq names its product C-C chemokine receptor type 5-like. The transcript has 3 exons. Gene Ontology annotation, cellular component: membrane. Gene Ontology annotation, molecular function: chemokine receptor activity. Gene Ontology annotation, biological process: G protein-coupled receptor signaling pathway; chemotaxis; immune response. Bases 96 to 1160 code for a protein of 354 amino acids. The record is from RefSeq and is a predicted model, not a curated record. Lineage: Eukaryota; Metazoa; Chordata; Actinopteri; Siluriformes; Clariidae.